AUGGAAAAUGGCUCUCAAAGCUACACCUGCGUAGUUACAGAGGCAAAUUCGGUAGACGAUCACCACGUCGAUUGUGGCUUCCUUGACUGGAGCGACUCCGAUGAUGAGUUGUUUCUCGCCUCCUGCGUUGAGGAGUGCCUGCUGACGCCGUUCUCGUGUUUCACCGAGAAGGAUUUGCCGGGCGUCCUCGAUGCUCCCGCUUCGCGCGGCGGCUCCGCGUGUGCGAGCCCUGAGGACGCGCCUCCGAAGGAGCUGCGGCUGGAAGGCCCCGGGGUCUUGCGGGGAGUUCGUAUUCCCUCGCCAAGGCAGAAAAAGGAGGCACGCACAUGCCGGGGGAAAGAGAGCGGCAAGGCGAAGAACGCCCCACUGGAGCCCAAAAAGAAAGAGAAGCCGACCAAGUCGUCGGCUAAUCAACCUCGUCGUGUGCGCAUCAACAGAGGUAUGAAGGCUCUUUCACCGGAGGACCUCCUAGACGAUGACGACUAUCGUCGCUAG
Molecule: messenger RNA, 495 nt
Organism: Trypanosoma conorhini
Lineage: Eukaryota; Euglenozoa; Kinetoplastea; Trypanosomatida; Trypanosomatidae
Exons: 1
Coding region: 1-495 (164 amino acids)
Source: RefSeq, a predicted model, not a curated record